AAUCAAAACAAAUUAGAACUUUGAAAUUAAAAGCUAGUAAAGUCUAAAAAAAGACUUAAAGAUUCAACUAAUUUUAGGUACCAAAUUUUAGGAACUACAUGCAUUUUCCUUUUAUUUUAAUCAGAUUAGUCAAAUAUUCAAACAAGUCAGUUUGGUCAAAUUUGAGCAUAACAAACGGUUCCGAGCGAUCUUUCUGACAGAGAAUUAACUGGAACUAUUGUCAGACCGAACGCAAUCUCUUGAAGAACCUUUCAGUCAUGGUUGAUUCUUGUACACUUGUUCCCUUAUCCUGCCUUUAUCUCUGUUUCAAGCUGAACAAACCAAAACAUAUUGGAGGAUAAAAGCGUCAGUCACGCAUGUGGAAUAUUGCACUAGACGAGAGCUUAUGCAAUGGGACUGAGAGUGACUAAAGAUGUCAAGAUUUAUCCAGCUGGCACACCGGAUUCAAGUUUCUGUCGAUGUCGUAAGAAAGAAGAAGAAGAAGAUGAGACUUGAUGGGAUCGUCAGGGCUAUUAUCAUGGGUAGAUUGGGAGGAUAAGCUUCAUUUUCCGCCUGAGGUGAAAGAAAUAGAUAUCUCAAAGCAUAUAAGAGACUUGAAGCAUUUAGAGAUCACCAUCAAUGCGAUAUGUGAUGCUGCGUGUAAAGGAAUGUGCUUGAAGUGCAGAGAGUACCAGUUGAUACAACUGGAGCUGGUGAUUCUUUUGUUGGUGCAUUUUAUUGUCUCACUAGGCAAAGAUGGGUACAUACACGAUGAUAAAGGAAAGCUGAAGGAAGCUCUUGCAUUUCCAAAUGAUUGUAGAGCUGUGUGUUCAACUCAGAAAGGAGCUAUUCCUGCUCUUCCCACUCCAUCUGAUGCUCAACAGCUCAUGAAGUCUAAGUCCAAAUAGCUUUACCUUUUUUUCUUCUUUCUGAAAUGGUACUGAAGUAUUGACUUAGUUCAAAAUAAGUUUCAAGUUGCUUCCUAAACUGAUUCCAGUAAUGACAAAGAGGGGCAAAACAAAUCGAGAUUCUCUAUUGUUUCUAUUAUGAAUGCUGUUUUUUAAACAAAUGAUCAAAAGUAAAACCUGUUCUUGGCAACA
Messenger RNA from Thlaspi arvense, 1079 nucleotides. Lineage: Eukaryota; Viridiplantae; Streptophyta; Magnoliopsida; Brassicales; Brassicaceae. The record is from the annotation of a GenBank genome assembly.